AUGGAGCAGAUGAGGCAGAGGCUCAAGCGCUCCGAGCAGAGCGAGCGGGAGCAUCGGGAGGCCGCCUGCCUCGCGGAAGAGCAUGCCGCUGCUCUCGAGGAGAAGCAUCAGAAGCUGGAAGAGGAGCACCGCAAGCUCCAGGCAGAGUGCCGCCUGAAGAGCCGGCGAAGCCUGCGCACCAGCAGCCCUCCCAAGGAGGAGGGGGAGGAGAGGGAGGAGAGGGAGGGCGAGCGGGCGCGGCAGCGCUGGCGCCGCGCGGGCAGCGCCGUCGUGCAGCGCCUGAGCUUCGCCGGGCAGCGCCCGACUUGCGCCGGGCAGGACGUCCCCGCGGCGACGUCGGCGCCCGAAAGGGCGAAGGACGCCGAACAGGAGCUUUCAUUGCCGUCGCCGUCGUCUCCUUCGUCGCCCUCGCGGCGCAGCGAGCGCAGCGAGGACGGGCCGUCUUGGCCGCAGCUUGAGACCUUGGCCUCGGAGCGCGAUGCCGCUCGGGCCGAGAAGGCGCAGAUGGAGAGCCAAUCCCAGGAACUCGAGCAGGAGAACACCACCUUGAGGUUGCUCUUGGAGGAGGAAGGUCAAAGGACCCAGGCUCUCUUGCAGCAGGUGGACUACCUGGCCGAACUCCUGGAGGAGCGACAGACUCAGAGCGGCGCCCGAGACAUGCUGAAGUCCCUUGGCCUCUCACGCGAGCCCUCGCCGGAUGGCGCGCUCGCCGCCUGCGAUGCCCAUGCCACGGCGCCUCCCUCAGCUCAACAACUAGACUGA
This is a messenger RNA of Symbiodinium necroappetens, 762 nucleotides long. The record is from the annotation of a GenBank genome assembly. NCBI's taxonomy places the organism in Eukaryota, Dinophyceae, Suessiales, Symbiodiniaceae.